AUGGCGUCUAUAGCUUCUUCAACAACUCUCAUCUCCUCCUCCACUCGAGUUUCUCCUGUCAAGUCGUCGCUUCCAUCUCCCUCCCUCUCUUUCCUUAGAAACACAUCCUCCCCUCUCCGCUCUGGUUUUGCUCUCCGCUCAAACUCUCGCCGGAGCUUCGCUGUCAAGGCUCAGGCCGAUGAUGAUCUUCCUUUGGUUGGAAACAAGGCGCCUGAUUUUGAGGCUGAGGCUGUCUUUGAUCAGGAGUUCAUCAAGGUUAAGCUCUCUGAGUACAUUGGGAAGAAGUAUGUGAUUCUCUUUUUCUACCCUUUGGACUUCACUUUCGUCUGCCCAACAGAGAUUACUGCCUUCAGUGACCGGUAUGCAGAGUUUGAGAAGUUGAACACAGAAGUGUUAGGUGUCUCUGUUGAUAGUGUUUUCUCCCACCUUGCGUGGGUCCAAACAGACAGACAAUCUGGAGGGCUCGGUGAUCUCAACUAUCCCCUUGUUUCAGAUGUAACUAAAUCAAUCUCAAAGUCUUUUGGAGUGCUUAUCCAUGAUCAGGGAAUAGCACUGAGAGGACUUUUCAUAAUCGACAAGGAAGGAGUGAUCCAACAUUCAACCAUCAACAAUCUUGGUAUUGGCCGAAGCGUCGAUGAGACAAUGAGAACCCUCCAGGCCUUACAGUACAUCCAGGAAAACCCUGAUGAAGUCUGCCCUGCAGGAUGGCAACCGGGUGAGAAGUCAAUGAAACCUGACCCAAAGCUCAGCAAAGAGUACUUCUCAGCUAUUUAAAAUAACUUAAAGUACAAAACACUUUGUUAUAAGUGACAGUGAGCACAGAGUUUGUUAUUAUUCUUUUCUCUUACACUAAACAAUCUUUCUGCAAAAUGUAUCAAACCAAUUUCUUCACAAGUCCCUUUUAUAUGAAUAUAUAUCAUUUACAUUUUUCAUUAUCAAUACUGAGAAUCAAGAACAUAUCAGAUCAAAUAGAAUAUUAAUAUUUUCACAGUUCCUAAGUGAUGAGUGUAAACAGUUCCUAGCAAUAUAAUUUUUCAGCAUCCAAAGAAAAUAUACUGUAUAAAUAUGUUCUGUAAACUUUCACUUGGAGUUUAAAAACCAUAUAAACAAAUCAAACAAGAAAUGUAUCUUCAAAUCCAAUACCACCACAUAAUCUUUUCCAACAUAAUCCAUAUAGAUUACGAAUAUUAAAAAAAAAAACAUGAAAACAAGUCAUAAAACUAAAAGUUCACCUAACGAAACUCAAAGUUACACUGCACAGUCUGAAACUUAAACCCGCCAGUCAAAUUAGAGGCACCCAAAGGAACCUUAAGAUCAUCACACCCAAUCUUCGGUUUGACUUUCCACGACUUAACAACCCAAAACUUAAACCGAACACUCAUAACCAACUUCACAUCAACCCGGUACACUCCGGUUCCCUCAUCCUCCUUCAGAUCCUCCCUCGCUCCCUCCCCAAGCACCACCAGAUUCUGCCCCUCCAUCUUCGUAACAACCACCGUCGUGUUCUUCCUCCCCUGAUAAAACGGCGCCACGUCGACAGAUCCGAACCUCUCCCCUCCGUAGUACCCACUCACCUUGACGACGUCGUAGUAGACUCCUAACCGCUGGUUAGGGUUCCGGAUCGUGAAAUUGAGGUCGAGGUCGUAGUGGAGGUUGCUGUUGUUGGUUGAGUCGAGGCUGAAUCGGUUUAGGUUUGCGUCGGCGACGUAGAAUUUGACGGCGUUGGGGCGGAAGAUUAGCCAGAGGAUCAAGGCGGUUACGGCGAGGAUCACGGCGACGGCGAUGAGGAUGUUCCAGAUUAGGCUUAGGAUGCAGCAGCCGCAGCAUUUUAGGCAGCUUCCGAUGCAGCUUCCGAUGCAGGUGAAGCAGCAGCAGCCCGGGGGGGAGGAGGAGUUGUAUCGGCGUUUGGAUUUUGACGGCGGCGGGGGAGGGAUCGAUGGGCCGUAGUAUCCGCCGUUAAGGUGUGGUUGUUUGUCUCCCAUGUGUUCGAUGAAAUGCGUCAGAGAGAAACAAAUCUUUAGAGAAGAAGAGGAGGAGGAAAAUAUCUACG
This is a messenger RNA of Eruca vesicaria subsp. sativa (arugula), 2050 nucleotides long. The record is from the annotation of a GenBank genome assembly. Lineage: Eukaryota; Viridiplantae; Streptophyta; Magnoliopsida; Brassicales; Brassicaceae.